CUGGUAUAAGUCAACAGUUGGACAAACCUGGUGUUAAGAAAAUCACCAACAUCCUAGCUUUGGCAAAAUCUUCAUAUGUUGCUCCAUUCUCUAAGCUUGCUGGACAAAUUAAGGAUGGUUCCAAACAAGCCGAGAGCAACUUGAAAUUCCUUACUGUGUUGAAAGACCCCUGUGUGGAACUAUCAGAUGCUCAUCCAAAAGACAUACCAGCCAUGCUACCCAAGAUCCUCAAUCUAAUUAGGAUGAUCUGGGUCAACUCAGACUUCUACAAAUCAAGGGAAAGAUUAACAGGCAUUUUGAGAAAGCUAAGCAAUGAGGUGAUUCGCAGAUGCUGUAAACUGAUUGAUUUGGACAAAAUAUUUGACGGCUAUGUGCAGAGUAGUAUGAAAAUCCUGAAUGACAGUAUUACAUGCUGCGAAACCUGGAAAGAGAUAUACGACAAGGCUGCUAGAUUACAUCACAAAUUCUCCCAAGCUGGCUGGGUACUGGACAAGAGCAGUAUAUUUGCACAAGUCGAUGCCUUUGUACAAAGAUGUAAAGAUUUGUUAGAGGUGUGUGACAGUCAGAUUCACUUCGCAAGGAAGGAAGAAGGCAACCAGACUGAAAUCCCUCACUUUGCUGGCCAGAGGAGUCCAGAAAUUGUCAGAGGACUAUUGGAAAUCGAGCAGACAUUUGCAAGAAAUUUGAAUAUUUUAAAGAAUGUCAAAAGCACAAUCUUGGAUGUGAAGGCCACGUCAUGGCACGAUGACUAUAACAGGUUCCGAGCUGGAAUGAAGGACCUUGAAGUUAUGAUGCAGAAUACGAUCAAUUCAGCGUUUGAGACGGUCACUACUGUAGAGGGAGGGGUGGAAGUACUUGAUGUCUUCAUGCAUCUCUCAUCAAGAGAGGCCAUAAGAAGAAUGAUUGACAAAAAGACAGUGGAGGUGUUUGCCUUGUUCAACGAUGAGCUAAAUGCUGUCAAGAGAGAACUUACCCAGAAGGCCGUGCCACUUCCACAGGCUCACCCCAAGUUUGCUGGAUCUGCACAUUGGGCAAGAAUGCUAAAGAACAGGAUUAUUAGAUCUAUGGGGAUGCUGGACAGAGCAUAUUUCUUGCCUCACAUUGGCACUGGAGAUGAAACUCGAACGCAGUAUCAACAACUCUGUCAGGCCUUAGAUGAGUACACAAGGAAAACAUUCAAUGAAUGGACGCUGACAGUUGAUAAGGAACCAGUAAAGCUUCUUGAAGUGCCACUUAUGAAACGAAGUAGUCAGAAAGCACCAAUGAUUGACAUCAACUUUGACAGGAAUUUGCUGAAAUUGUUCCAAGAAAUCCACUACUGGGAGAGACUGAUGUUUGAAAUACCUCAUUACGCAGCCGAUGCCUACACCAAGAAAGAAGACCUGAGAACUUUACGAGAACAUGUCCUUUUGGUCGUGAGAGAUUACAAUCGUAUUAUAGCAGCUUUAUCGCAAGAAGAACGAGGACUUUUCAGAGAACGAAUCAAAUUCUUAGAUAAGAAAAUACACCCAGGAUUGACAAAGUUGACUUGGGCGUCAAAAGGAAUCUCAGAUUUUUUUGUAGCUGAUUGCAGGCUACACUCAAGCAAGUGCCAAGAAAUCGUAGAUGACUACAAACGUGCCAAUAUGACAAUAUCCCUCAACUGUAAAAAGAUCAGUGAGAUGUUAUCCGUACAUAUUGACAACAAAAAAGUUUAUGAAAAUAUGGAGUUUGAUGAAGACCAGUCGCGACAUCGAGGCAACAUCCAAAAACGCCUACAAGACACACAUGAUGAUAUUGUACGAAUCAUGAGAGGCACAUAUGAGGUCUUCAAAGGGGAUCCAGCAGAGGUACAACAACAUUGGCACAGAUACACAGAGAAGAUGGACAGAAUGGUUGAAGAAGCAUUCAGAUUGAAUGUCAAGUGGUCAUUACAAGAACUCUCAAAAGCUAUUAAUGGAGAUGGGAAAACAGCACCAAACCCUCUUUUCAGGGUUAAGGUGGUCCUAGAAGGAGACAAAGUAGAGUUUGCCCCCACCUUAAAACAACUAGCAACCUCUGUGGGGAGUAUAGGGCAACAUCUUACAGACACAAUAAAGGGAAUACGCAGACUCCCUGAUCUCCUGACAAGAAAAAAAUCCACAAAAGAGCCAAUAAAUGAAGUCAUAUCAAAAGAUGAAGAAACCAAAAAAAUCUCCAAUACGAUUAACACAGGCAUGCAGGGAAAUGCUCAAAACUUACAGAAUUAUCUUGGCACCUGGGACAACUAUAGGGAAAUCUGGGAAAUUAACAAGGACUCAUUUAUAAGGAGAUACCAGAAACUGAACCCCCAAGUGUCAUCGUUUGAUGCUGAUAUAGCCAGGUACACAGAGGUGGCUAACAAUGUUCAAACCCAGGAGACUAUACUAAACAUACAGUUUGUCCUUCUGGACUGCUCUCCUCUCAAGUUUUCCAUACUUGGACAUUGUCAAGAGUGGCAGAAUAAAUUCACGACGUUAUUGAAGAAUAUCGCGACUGAAAAACUUCAAGAUAUAACCAACUUCUUGAAGACACAAGGAGAGAAGGUGAGCAAACCACCACAGACCUUAGAUGAACUUGGUGAAAGUCUCACACUUCAUGAGAAACUUGACAAAGACCAACCCACAAUAGAGGCCAAGUUUACACCCCUCUAUGACCAGUUUGGUAUCAUGGAAAAAUAUGAGGUGCCAGUUUCUGAAGAGGUGACCAACAUGUUGAACAACCUCAACAAUGAAUGGGUGGCUUUCCAGCAAAUCCUCAUCGAUUCUGAUGUCAUGUUGAAAAAACAUAAGGAAAAAUUCAAGACUGGUCUCCUUGCUCAGUCUGAAGAAUUCAAAAAACAAGUUGGUAGUCUUGUGUCAGACUUCCAUUCCAAUGGUCCAUUUAGUAGCAAUCUGAAUAGUGCCGAGGCCUUGGAGAAUGUGAAGAAUAUAAGAGAACAUUUGAAUCAGUUGAAAGAACAAGAACAGACCCUGCGAAGAGGGUUGGGUAUUUUCAAGAUUGACCAGCCACCUAGUAAAGAGGUCGCCACUCUAGAAAAGGAGCUUGAAUACAUUGAGACUGUGUGGAUGUUAACCCAGGAAUGGGAAGGAAAUUGGGAAUCCUGGAAAACUGGCAAGUUUGCUGAGCUUCAAACAAAAGAGAUGGAUGAAAAAGCUACUACAUCUUUUAAGAAACUCAACAAAUUGUCCAAAGAACUCAAGGACAAGAACUGGGAUAUUGUUGAGACUAGUCGCAACAAAGUGGACCAGUUCAGACGUACAAUGCCAUUAAUCACGAAUCUCAAAAAUAAGGCUAUGAGGGAUCGCCAUUGGGGAACAAUCAGGACGGAGAUGCAGAAACCAUUUGACGAAAAUAGCGACGAGUUCACGCUCGAAAAGAUCAUAGAAUUUGGCUUUGAUCAGUACGCAGACAAGAUUAAUGAAGUUUCAGAAGCAGCCUCUAAAGAACUUGCGAUAGAACAGACAAUAUUAAGAAUGGAGACAGACUGGAGUGCAACCUAUAUGGUUGUCGUUGUAUACAGAGAUAAGGGCUUUAUGAUCAAGAGUACAGAUGAUGUCUUCACAGUCCUGGAAGAUCACCAGGUUCAGCUGUCAACCAUGAAAGCAUCAAGGUUUGUCAAAGCAUUUGACCAAGAUGUUGAUAAAUGGGAAAGGACACUUUCACAUAUUUUGGAAGUAACUGAGAUGUUGCUGACUGUACAGAGGCAAUGGAUGUAUUUGGAGAAUAUAUUCCUUGGAGAGGACAUUAGGAAGCAGCUGCCUAAUGAAUCCAGGGACUUUGAGGACAUUAAUGUGAAAUGGAAAACCAUCAUGACUCGACUGAAUAAAGACAAGAAUGCACUCAGAGGAACACAUCAUGAAGGACUGCUGGACAACUUGAAUGAGAUGAAUGGAAAACUUGAGGAGAUUCAGAAAUCCCUCGACAUGUACCUGGAAACUAAACGUCAGAUAUUUCCAAGAUUUUACUUCCUGUCCAACGAUGAUCUUUUGGAGAUUCUUGGUCAGUCGAGGAAUCCUGAAGCAGUUCAGCCUCAUCUGAAAAAAUGUUUUGACAACAUUGUCAAAUUAAAGAUGGGGAAGACUGCGAUUACCCAGAAAUGGGAAGCAGCUGGAAUGUCUGCGGCUGAUGGGGAAUACGUAGAGUUUGGUCACCCUGUAUUACUCGAAGGGCCUGUUGAGGCAUGGUUAUGUGAUAUUGAAAGGACAAUGAGGUGGACUCUUAGGGAUAGCUUAAAGAGUACACGUUUGAGUCUCAAGAAAAUGCUUAGUAAGAGAGACAAGUGGAUCAAGGAAUGGCCAGGACAAAUGUGUAUCACCUCUAGUCAAAUGCAGUGGACAGCUGAUGUCACCAAGGCCCUAGCAACCACAAAAGAACGCGGCGACAAAAAGGCGCUAAAAUCCAUGAAGAAAAAACAGAUUGCUAUGCUCAAUAAGUUCUCUGAAGCAGUCAGAACAAACCUCACAAAAAUUCAACGAUUAAAAAUUGUUGGGCUCGUCACAAUUGAGGUGCAUGCCAGAGACAUUAUUGAAAAAUUGAUCAAAACAGGAACAAAUGACGUCACUUCAUUUGAAUGGCUUAGUCAGCUUAGAGUCUACUGGGAUAGGGACUAUGAUGACUGUGUAGUGAGACAGACCAACACACAGUUCCAGUAUGGCUAUGAAUACUUGGGCAACAGUGGACGUCUUGUCAUCACACCAUUGACUGAUAGGUG
Molecule: messenger RNA, 4711 nt
Organism: Owenia fusiformis
Lineage: Eukaryota; Metazoa; Annelida; Polychaeta; Sabellida; Oweniidae
Source: the annotation of a GenBank genome assembly